AUGGCAACACUCAAUGCUUCCUUUGAGUUCACUGUGCAAAGGUGCGAACCUGAACUAGUUGCACCAGCUAAGCCAACACCUCGUGAAAUCAAACAACUUUCUGACAUCGAUCAUCAAAUAUCCCUUCAGUAUCAUGCACCUUUCGUACAAAUUUUUGCCCACAGUCCCUCCAUGCAAGGGGCAGACCCAGCCAAGGUAAUAAGAGAAGCACUUGCGCAGGCAUUAGUGUUUUAUUACCCUUUUGCUGGAAGGAUGAGAGAAGGGCCAGACAAGAAGCUUAUAGUUGAUUGUACAGGGGAGGGUGUGUUGUUCAUUGAAGCUGAAGCUGAUGUUACACUAGAGCAAUUUGGUGACCCAAUUAAGCCUCCGAUCCCAUGCUUCGAUGAGUUGCUUCACAAUGUGCCCGGCUCAGAUGGGAUGCUCAAUAGCCCAUUGUUGCUUUUUCAGGUUACACGCUUGAAAUGUGGAGGUUUUAUAGUUGCCAACCGGUUUAACCAUGCGAUAUGUGAUGGUAUUGGCAUAGUAAAUUUUUUGAUCUGCGUAGGAGAGAUGGCAAGAGGUGCUAAUGCUCCUUCAAUUCUUCCCGUAUGGCAAAGGGAAGUCCUCAAUGCUAGGGAUCCUCCCUGUAUUACAUACACACACAAAGAAUAUGUUGUUGUUGAUGAAGAUCAUGUUCCUGAUGCUAAAGGCAAAGCCCUUGAAUCUGAAAGCUUGGUCCACCGUUCUUUCUAUCUUGGCGCUGAAGAAUUAUCUAACGUUGGAAGAUUGUUUCCUUCUCAUUUGCAACCAUCUACAAAAUUCGAAAUGCUAACUGCUUGCAUCUGGAAAUGCUAUGCCAUAGCAUCAGAGUCACCAAACCCUAAUGAGGAGUUGUUCUUCCAAGUUACUGUCAAUGCAAGAACCAAAUUUAACCCACCAAUUCCAAAAGGGUAUUAUGGAAAUGUGGUGGCAAUGCCAGUAUCUACAACAACUGUUGGUAAUCUUUGUUCAAACUCACUAGGUUAUGCAUUGGAGUUGGUAAGGAAGGCCAAGUUUGAAGUAAAUGAGGAGUACAUGAAAUCGUUGGCUGAUCUAAUAGCGAUCAAGCGUGGUCAGCUUAAAAGCGUGCAGCCUUAUGAGUUGACGGACCUAAGACAUAUUGGCUAUGAUCAAGUGGAUUAUGGGUGGGGUGAGGCUGUGUAUAGUGGGACGCCAAAUGCUUGGCCUUACGAUAACAUCCUUGGUGCAGCAACCUAUUAUGUGCCCUUUAAAACUAAGAAGGGGAGGCUGGUGUUAUGA
Dovyalis caffra is the source of this 1278-nucleotide messenger RNA. Lineage: Eukaryota; Viridiplantae; Streptophyta; Magnoliopsida; Malpighiales; Salicaceae. The record is from the annotation of a GenBank genome assembly.